UCCCCGCCAGUGCCCUGUGGGACAUCGAGACGGGCCAGCAAACCACCAGCUUCACGGGCCACAGCGGGGACGUCAUGUCCCUCUCGCUCGCUCCGGACAUGCGUUGCUUCGUCUCGGGCGCCUGCGACGCGUCGGUCAAGCUGUGGGACGUGCGGGACAGCAUGAGCCGUCAGACCUUCACCGGACACGAAUCCGACAUCAACGCGGUCUGCUUCUUCCCCAACGGGAACGCCUUCACCACGGGUUCCGACGACGCCACCUGCCGCCUCUUCGACCUGCGCGCCGACCAGGAGCUGAUGCUCUACUCGCACGACAACAUCAUUUGCGGCAUCACCUCGGUCGCCUUCUCCCGCAGCGGCCGCCUCCUCUUGGCCGGCUACGACGACUUCAACUGCAACAUUUGGGACUCCAUGAAGGGCGACCGGGCAGGGGUCCUCGCCGGCCACGACAACCGAGUCAGCUGCCUUGGCGUGACGGACGACGGCAUGGCCGUAGCCACCGGCUCCUGGGACAGCUUCUUGAAAGUCUGGAAUUGAACCCUGCCUUGGGGGGUGGGGGGGUGGAUGGAGAAGUGGGGGCGGGGCUGGUGGGAGACGGGCAGGAGCUCCACCCCCCUCCCCCAAUCCGGUCUCUUGCCUCCCCCCUCCCCCGCCUCUGCUGUGGCCUUGAGCCUCCCCUCCCCUCAGCUGGCUGCCCUCCUCCUCCUCCUCCUCUUUCUUCCUCUCCUCCACUUCAAACGUUUAUUCUAAGCCUGAUUCCCACCUGCCACGUGGACGGAAGCGGGAGGGGCGGGCGGAGGACGGCGGCCAUGCCGCCAACCCAGCCGGGAGCAAGGGGGGGGGGCAGCGGGUGCCAGCCCCUCCCAAAUAAAAAGGUUAUUG
Molecule: messenger RNA, 881 nt
Organism: Notechis scutatus (mainland tiger snake)
Lineage: Eukaryota; Metazoa; Chordata; Lepidosauria; Squamata; Elapidae
Source: RefSeq, a predicted model, not a curated record